Molecule: messenger RNA, 6143 nt
Organism: Portunus trituberculatus (swimming crab)
Lineage: Eukaryota; Metazoa; Arthropoda; Malacostraca; Decapoda; Portunidae
Product: Down syndrome cell adhesion molecule-like protein Dscam2
Exons: 31
Coding region: 1-5571 (1856 amino acids)
Biological process (GO): axon guidance; cell-cell adhesion
Cellular component (GO): axon; plasma membrane
Molecular function (GO): protein binding
Source: RefSeq, a predicted model, not a curated record
AUGGAUUGUUUUAUCACUCUCACCUACGUGUACGGGUCUGGGGGUCGUCUGUAUGUGCAAGAUGUGACUCUGGAAGACGGACAGGCGGCUUUCCAGUGUCAAGUGAGGCACCCCGCCAGCCUCGCCGCCCUCACCAGCUCCCCCGCCACCCUCACUGUCAUGGCGCCUUCAGCAAGAGAUGGCGCCCCCAGGAUGGCCGAGAAGCUGCCGCGCAUGGUGGAGGUCUUAGAAGGGAAGCCGUGGACUCUGCCUUGCCUUGCUCACGGUCACCCACCUCCACAUUACAGCUGGACUCGAGAGGGCGUGGUCGGCGAACUGGGCAGCGUGGGCGGAGGUAGUGGCGGGCGUGUGUGGGUACGCGGAUCAGUAGUGGGCGGCUCGAGGGCGGGAGCUGGCGACGCAGGAGGGUAUACUUGUGUAGCUGCCAACGGAGCGGGUACAGACACCGCCCACUACACCCUCACAGUGGUUCAGGAGCUGCAUGUCACCGCCCAUCCCUCCAACCAGGUGGCGGCGGCAGGUGGCAGGGCGACUGUGGCCUGCCGCGUUGAGGGCUCCCCUGUGGCCGAGGUCAGGUGGUAUAAGGACGGCGACGCCAUACUCCCGCACGCCCACGGUCACAUCAUGCUGCAGGGGCGCGACACUCUGGUGCUGACGGGCGUGGGCGAGAGGGACGCGGGCGUGUAUCAGUGCGUGGCGGCCAACAGCGUCGGGGAGGCCCAGGCCGCGUCCCAUCUCACUAUCCGAGAUUCGCCGCCCACGCUGCGCCACACCUUCGUGGAGCAGACCCUGAGGGCUGGGGGCUCGGUGUCCCUCAAGUGCACAGCGCUGGGCCACCCGCCUCCCGUUAUCACCUGGAGCUUGGACGGCCGUCCCCUGGCACCUGCCUCGGACCACUACGGCGGGCAGCGGGUGUCCCUGGGUUCGUGGGUGGACCCCGCCGGCCAAGUGGUGAGUCAGGUAAACGUGAGUCGUGUCACACACCUUGACGGCGGCCGCUACGCCUGCACAGCUGCCAACGCUGCGGGCUCCAUCUCGCACACCUCGCCGCUCAACGUGUACGGCCCCCCCACCGCCCGCGGCUCAUCCAAUGUGACGGUGGUGGAGGGCACGGAGGCCAAGGUGUCGUGUCCCGUGGCGGGAUAUCCCUUGGUGGGCGUGACGUGGGCGCUGCACGGGCGGCCGCUCACACCCACCUCCCGCCGUGCGCCGCGCGGUGACGGCACCCUCGUGAUACAGCGCGUGGAGGCAGACCAUGAUGUGGGCCGCUACUCUUGCACCGCCAACGGGCCCCAGGGCACCGACACCGCCUCCUUCUUCCUCUCCGUCGUCAAACCUCCCGUGCUAGCUGAGAUAAAGUUCCAGGAAGGUCUAGUGGAGGGGAUGAGGCUCUCCGUCACCUGUUCCCUUCUGAGCGGCGACCUUCCCAUUAGUCUCCGCUGGUCCCGCGAUGGCCGCCCGCUGCCCCGCGACUCCAGCCUGACUGAGACGCACUCGCAGUUCUUCUCCAACCUGGUCUUCGCGGAGAUCAUGGGACGCCACGCCGGCCGCUACUCUUGCACCGCCUCCAACGCCGCCGCCUCCGCCACCGUCAGCGCCACCAUGCACGUCCAGGUGCCGCCGGCGUGGGUGGUGGAACCGCAGGACGUAGCGGUGGUGGGCGGGGGGGAGGCGUCCCUAGAGUGCCACGCUCAAGGCACGCCCACGCCCACACUCACCUGGAGGAAAGCCACAGCAGGUUACGGGUCGGACGAGUGGAGUGUGGUGCGCGGGGACGGCUGGCGGGUCAGGCUGAGACGUCCCGGUUCGCUGUCCAUCCGCGACGCUCGAGCUGAAGACGCCGGGCGAUACUUGUGCCAGGCCGAGAACAAUGUGACGCCGCCCAUCUCCAAGACCAUCACGCUCACUGUCCUGGAAGGAGCACGGAUGGAGGAGAAAGUCAUCAACCAAUCCGUGGCGGUUGGUGAACAUCUGAGUCUCCGCUGCCCUGCCCGUGGUGACCUGCCGCUGUCCUUCACGUGGGCCAGGGACGGGGUGACGCUCUCUGGCGGCGGGGAGGAGGAGGUGAGGCUGGAGGAGGGCGGGAGGACUUCGGUGUUGGUGCUGCCCGCUACUCUUCGCUCCCAGGCUGGCGUGUAUACCUGUCACGCAGCUAACAGAUACGGCUCCGACUCCUCCACCUUCUUUCUCAAUGUGGUCGCCUCGAAGUGCACUGAUCGAGUUGUUGACGUGAUGGUCCCUCGGCAACACUUCUUGUGGCACCGGGGCCCUGGCAGCGUUGUAGCAACAUCUGUACAUGUGACGUGGAAAGCAGCUCUAAUAUCACACGCCUUUCUGACAGAGCGGCCAGAUCCUCCCAGCCACGUGCACGUCAAAGAAGUGAAGAGCCGCGAGGUGUCCUUGGCGUGGGCCCCUCCCUUUGACGGCAACUCUCCGCUCACCCACUACCUCCUUCAGCACUGGGCCGCGCGAGACUCCGCUCCUGCCCCCGCCAACACCACCCUACCUAGAGACCUGACAGAGGCCACGCUCAAGGGUUUGUCCCCGGGCCGCACCUACCAUAUGCAGGUGCUAGCGGUGAAUGUGCGGGGCGCCUCCUCUCCCUCCCCGACACUCAGCAUCACCACCCUGCAGGAGCCGCCCUCUGCCCCUCCCACCCAUCUCCGUGCCCACGCCCGCCAGCAGGCCUCAAUCUCCCUCACGUGGCAGACUCCAGCAGCGCAUCUCAGCCCGGGGGAGGUGACAGGGUACCAGGUCGGGUUCAGGGAGUCCUCAGUGGCGGGGGAUGAAGGGGAGUACCGGUGGAAGAGUGUGCGGGGCGGUGCCAUGACGGCCAAGGUGGAGGGGCUGCGUCACUACACCGCCUACAGCGUGACCGUCAGGGCAGUAAACCAGGUGGGCUCAGGUCCUCAUGCCCAGCCCGUCACCGUCACCACAGCACAGGGAGUUCCUUCGGCAGCCCCAGACGGCAUUGAGUGUGACCCACUGUCGUCCCAGGCUCUAAGGGUGCGUUGGAACCCGCUGCCCCUCAACCUGUCCAACGGGCCGGUGCAGGGCUACAAGGUAUUCUACAAGCGCACCUCCAAUAUCGAAGGUUCUAACGCCGUGGACGUGAAGCGCACCACGAACCUGGAGACGAGCCUGCAGGGUUUGGGGCGCUACACUAACUAUAGCGUGCGCGUGCUGGCCUACACGGGCGCCGGGGAUGGGGUGGUGUCUGGCUCCAUCCACUGCGCCACCCUUCAGGACGUUCCCGGACCGCCAGCUGCCAUCCGAGCCCUCCCAGCAGGUCCUCACUCCAUUGUGGUGUCGUGGCUGCCUCCUGAGCGCCCCAACGGCAUUCUGGAGCACUACACCCUCUAUUACCGUCCACUUAACGCCCACAGGGCCCUUCAGACAGUGGUGGUGCCAGUGGAGGGCGGCGCCACAGCCAACAGGCCGCCGUGGGGUGAGGUGAGCCGGGAGGUGGAGAAUCUUGACGCCCAUGCCCGGUACGAGAUGUGGGUGAAGGCCUCAACCCGCGUGGGAGAAGGUGGCGCCUCCAGAGUGGUGUCCCAGGCCCCUGCUGCUACAGUGGCCGCCAAAAUCAAGUCGUUCGGCCAGGCGGUGGAAGUGAAGGCAGGGGCGCCGCUCACUCUUCCCUGCGCCGUGGUGGGUCACUCGGCGCCACUCGUUACCUGGACACACCUGGGCCGCGACGCCAUCCCUAACUCGCAGACACUGCCAGACCACUCCCUUCACCUGCCCGCCGUCACUUCCGAAGCCUCAGGUAACUACACAUGCCAUGCCCACAACCCCAUUGGACGGGACGAGGCGCAGUGGUCGGUGAGGGUGGUGGAGACGCCCCCGCCACCCACUCUUCGCGUCCAGUACUCCACCGAGACAACCAUCCACAUCUCCUGGCAUACCGCUGGGGACGGAGGGAAACCUAUUACUGGCUACAUCAUUCGCUACCGUCUGGAGGGAGGCGAGUGGCUGGAGGAGGCGGUGGAGCCCGGGGAGGCGAGUCAUGUCUUGCAGAAACUCCGCUGCGGCUCCACCUACCACCUGCAGGUCGCCGCACGUAACCUGGUGGGCCACGGCAAGGCGUCGCGCAACGUCAAGACCAGGACACGAGGCGCAGCGCCCCGCCAGCCACGCCACCAGGAUCUCGUUAGCGUCAACUCCUCCUCGGUGACACUGCAGCUGUACACGUGGCCCUCUGGUGGCUGUCCCAUCACCCGCUGGAUGGUGGAGUACCGCGCCCACUCCGAUAACGACUUCACCGCCGCCGCCUCACACCUGGCUGGCGACACGGACUCCUAUACGCUGGGGGACUUGGCGCCGCUCACUUGGUACCAGCUGCGUGUCACUGCCUACAACACAGCUGGUUCCACGACUGCUGCUUAUGAUGUUGCUACUGCCUCGCUCACUGGAGCCACCCUCGCGCCGGAGUCGGUGGUGGAGGUGGUGGAUCGUCGGGGCUCGCCACUGUAUCUCGACCCUCACAUCCUGGCGCCUGUGGUCUCCGGGGUAGCUUGUACUCUUGCCCUGCUCCUCUGUGUCGGUCUCCUGAUCUCCCGAGGACGUGCUCAGUUCAUGAAAGGUGCGGAUACGAAUGGUGGCAGCAGCGGCGGCGGCGGCGGAGGAAACAGUAAUGGCAAUACAUACAGUCGUUCUUUGGCCGAGAUACAGAAUCACCACAACGACAGUCAGGAGCAGCUGUCUCCCCCGCCAGGCCCGCGCAGCAAACACGACGAGGCUUACUCCGUGGACGAGCCGUACGAGAUCUGCCCCUACGCCACCUUCAGCAUGCCCCCGGGGACCACUGUGCCUCCGGGCUCGGCGGGGAGGGGCACACUCGACUACACAUUACAGUUUCACACCUUUGGCCACCAAGAAUGUUUCGAGGGCCAGCCAGCCCCGCAGAGGGCCUCCGCCGCCUCCCUCUUGGGCGGAAGGCGGCGUGACGGGGGCGGCGGAUCAACAGCUGGUGCCUCCGUGGAGAUCGCGUGCAUCUCCAGCCAGCAGACUCUGCCCAUCUCCUGCGUGCGUGGCGGCGUACGGCGUGCAGGCAAGAAGGAGCUGGAAGAGGAGGAGGAGGGGGAGGCCCACGGUGGGUCGGAGAGUGAGCAGGACACGAGUGGCAGUCCCGGCGGGGUGCGAGGCGGCCCAAGGGACACAUACAAGGUGCCUGUCCGGCUUAGGCGAGGUGCUGACUUCAGCUUCCACCCGCCAGACUCCAGCACUGAGAGCAAUGACGAGCGGUCCCCUGUGCCCCCCCGCCGACCACAGCACCUUCCCCCCACCCACCCCCAGCAUGCCUCUCACAGACUCCAUGCCUGUACACCUGCUCCACCACCUGCACAGGGCCUGAGGCCCAGCAGUACUCUGGACAGCGUUUACUCUGUGGAAGGGGCGGUUGGGGGGCCCCUUCGUCCCCCGACUGGGUUCUCUGACUCCCGUGAGCUCUCAGAGGCAGAAUGUGACCGAGACCCAGGCCAGGGAGGUCCCAAGGGAAGGCCACAGCAGCACGGCAGACGGCCGGCCUUCCCUCCUCGACCCCCCACUGACUACAGCAUCCACGUGUGAUCCCGCUCGUCAGGUGUUGAUUGGAGGACAGCACCAGGUGCUGUGAUUGCAUCCAACACUCCUCUGGUCAAACUGCCAAACUUGCACACUUGUAUAAACCUAAAAACAAAUAUUAAAGAUUAGCCUGUAUAGUGAGGUUUUUCAGUUCAAUUUGUUGCUGGAUAGAAUGAGGAGCUAGUGAUUGGAAUAGGAUUUGGGUAUAUAGUGUGUUGGAAUCUUUUUUGGAGAAACCAUUGUGAUCUUGGGUCAGACCCCACUCAGAGCACUUCCCACACCACUGCUGGCCUUCAGUGCUCAUUAUCAUUCUUGACCAGGAAUUCCAAACCCAGUGCUGAAGGUGAAGAGUCUAGUGAAUGUGCAUUAUAAUAUGAACUUCACACCUGCUGCAUAUCAUUGUCAUAUCAUAUUGUAGUGUGUGUGUGUGUGUGUGUGUGUCUGUGUAAAUAUUUUUUAAUGUAACAUUGGAAAAUAUAUCCUGGCCAUCUCACCAGUUUAUCAGUGACUUGUGGGUAGUAGUAACUUGGGGUUCUGACCCAUAUGUGUUAAGGCCUAAUAAACCAUUGCUAUCUGUG